Molecule: messenger RNA, 189 nt
Organism: Penicillium expansum
Lineage: Eukaryota; Fungi; Ascomycota; Eurotiomycetes; Eurotiales; Aspergillaceae
Exons: 1
Coding region: 1-189 (62 amino acids)
Source: RefSeq, a predicted model, not a curated record
AUGGUAGUGCUAUGUUUAAUACCCACACUAGCCGAGCGAGUCUCCAACGGCUCGUUUCAGUUAAAAAACCGAUCCGAUCUGGUCUUGGCGCCGUUUUCCAUUUUCGUCAUCGUGUGCAGGUGCCGAGUGUUGGUCAGGGCAAUGUUAGCGGCUUUCAUUGAACUUUCUUUGUCUUUGUCUUGGAAGUAA